This is a messenger RNA of Nerophis ophidion (straightnose pipefish), 7957 nucleotides long. RefSeq names its product disabled homolog 2-interacting protein-like. The coding region runs from base 241 to 4188 and encodes 1315 amino acids. Gene Ontology annotation, biological process: regulation of GTPase activity. Lineage: Eukaryota; Metazoa; Chordata; Actinopteri; Syngnathiformes; Syngnathidae. The transcript has 20 exons. The record is from RefSeq and is a predicted model, not a curated record.
GAGACUCAAACGUGAAAAUAAUUUGAACAGAUUGUAAACAUAACUUUCUUCCACGCUUCCACGAAGGAACGCUUUUUAUUUACUUUUUUCUCCCCCUUUUCCCAGACGCUGACGCUGUGUGUGAUAAUACUUUAAGGACGCUCGAAGAGAGACGUCCGGCGAUUUGCGUCAGCAAAUGUUGACCCUGAGUGAAGACAAGCUCCGCCUCUUCGUGUGCAAAGCGAUGCCACGCUCCACAAAAUGCACGUUGCGUUUCUGCGACGCUCUACGCCGUCUCCUCCCUCCUCCAAUCCACGCUCCUCCCAUCCCCGCCGCCUUGCCGACAGUAGCUCAUCCCACACUCUCACUUUGCGUAACCACAGCAGGCAGCAAGAUGAGGGGCCGGGCGGCGCUCCUGGCUCUUCAUCACUGACGCCGAGCUCGCUCGCUGGCGCACACACGCACAGAGCGGAGGCAAGCAUGGGGAUGCAGCCGCAAGACAGAGUUGCCUCCGAUUACCUGUCAGAUGUCCGAUGUCCGUCGCGACAUCGGCUGUCGCGCGGUCGGUCCUUCGAAGAACAGAGCGCCUGGAAGCCCACGCAUCGCAGAUGGGUUUGUGAUGGUCACAUGAUGCUGAGGCACGAAGACCAGGAUCAGCGGAGGAGGUUUGCGCCGAGCCGGGUUCAUCUUCUGCGGCGUACCAUCAGCGUGCCAGCGGAGACGCUCUUCCCUGAGCUGCGCACUCAGCCGUCCACUGAGAGCGAGUCGCCUCCAGAGAGGACCGGGCGCCGACGCAGCAUGCCGGGCAGCCCGACGGACAAGAACCCGCCCGGCAUGGAAGCCACGUCCGCCGGCGGUGCCGCCACCCCUUUCCGAGUCACCGUGAGUACUGGGUUCCUGAGCCGGCGCCUGAAGGGCUCGAUAAAGCGCACCAAGAGUCAACCCAAACUGGACCGGAACUCCAGCUUCAGGCACAUCCUCCCUGGCUUCAGGAGCGUGGACAAUGACAGAUCUCAUCUGAUGCCGAGGCUGAAGGAGUCUCGCUCUCAUGAGUCACUGCUCAGUCCCAGCAGCGCUGUGGAAGCCCUGGACCUAAGCAUGGAGGACGAGGUCAUCAUCAAGCCCGUUCACAGCAGCAUCCUCGGGCAGGACUACUGCUUUGAGGUGACGACCUCCUCGGGAAGCAAGUGCUUUUCCUGCCGCUCGUCGGCCGAGAGAGACAAAUGGAUGGAGAAUCUGAGGAGGGCGGUCCAGCCAAACAAGGACAACAGCCGGCGCGUGGAGAACAUGCUGCGUCUGUGGAUCAUCGAGGCCAAGGACCUGCCCGCCAAGAAAAAGUACUUCUGCGAGCUGUGCCUGGACGACUCGCUGUACGCCCGCACCACCUGCAAGCUCAAGACGGACAACGUCUUCUGGGGCGAGCACUUUGACUUCAACAACCUGCCGGCGGUGCGCGGCGUCACCGCCCACCUCUACAAGGACACGGACAAGAAGAAGAAGAAGGACAAGAACAACUACAUCGGGCUGGUCAACAUCCCGGUGGCGGCGGUCACCGGCCGGCAGUUGGUGGAGAAGUGGUACCCGGUCAGCACGCCCAACCCGCCCAAGGGCAAGACGUCGGGGCCGAUGAUCCGCAUCAAGGCCCGCUACCAGAGCAUGAGCAUCCUGCCCAUGGAGAUGUACAAGGAGUUUGCGGAGUACACCACCAACAACUACAUGCUGCUCUGCUCCGUGCUGGAGCCCGGGAUUAGCGUCAAGAACAAAGAGGAGAUGGCGUGCGCCCUGGUGCACAUCCUGCAGAGCACCGGCAAGGCCAAGGACUUCCUCACGGACCUGAUGAUGUCGGAAGUGGACCGCUGCGGGGAGAACGAGCAUCUGAUUUUUCGGGAGAACACGUUGGCCACCAAGGCCAUUGAGGAAUACCUGAAGCUGGUGGGCCAGAAGUACCUGCAGGACGCUCUCGGGGAGUUCAUCAAGGCUCUGUACGAGUCCGACGAAAACUGCGAGGUGGAUCCUUCCAAGUGUUCCUCGGGAGACCUUCCGGAACAUCAGAGCAACCUGAAGAUGUGCUGCGAGUUGGCCUUCUGCAAAAUCAUCAACUCCUACUGCGUGUUCCCGCGGGAGCUGAAGGAGGUGUUUGCGUCGUGGCGGCAGGAGUGCGGCAACCGGGGUCGCCCGGACAUCAGCGAGCGCUUGAUCAGCGCCUCCCUCUUCCUGCGCUUCCUGUGUCCCGCCGUCAUGUCGCCCUCGCUCUUCAACCUGAUGCAGGAGUACCCGGAUGACCGCACGGCUCGGACGCUGACGCUCAUCGCCAAGGUCACGCAGAACCUGGCCAACUUCACCAAGUUCGGGAACAAGGAGGAGUACAUGUCCUUCAUGAACCAGUUCCUGGAGCACGAGUGGACCAACAUGCAACGCUUCCUGCUGGAGAUCUCCAACCCGGAGACCAUCUCCAACACGGCAGGCUUCGAGGGCUACAUCGACCUGGGCCGGGAACUGUCCACCCUGCACUCGCUCCUCUCGGAGAUGCUGUCCCAGAUGGACCAGAGUUCCACCUCCAAGCUGGGACCUCUGCCGAGGAUCCUGCGAGAGGUGACCACGGCGCUGACCAACCCCGCCGGCGGCGUCCAGACCGCGGCCGGGCAGCCGCCGCCGGAGCAAGGGGGCUCGUCGCCGCCCGCCGAGGCCAGCUGCAGCAUCUCCAGCGGGCUGCAGAAGAUGGUCAUCGACAGCGACCUCACGGGGUUGGUGGACUUCACCCGCCUGCCGUCUCCCACCCCAGAAAACAAAGACUUAUUUUUCGUGACGAGGACCUCGGGCAUCCAGCCUUCGCCGGCGCGCAGCUCAAGCUACUCGGAGACCAACGAGCCGGAUGUGGGCGUGGCCAACGGGAGCAAGAGUCUGUCCAUGGUGGACCUGCAGGACCCGCGCGGUAUGGAAGGCGGUCCAGGUCCCGGCAGCCCCGACACCCUGGCGGAGGUCCCGGCCUCCGUGGGAGUCUGGUCCUCCGCCAGGGUCCCUCAGUGCAUUAUCUCGGGCGGUCCGACCAUGAGGAGGUCCGGCCUGACGGCGACCACCCCGAACACGGACGGCAGCGCCCCCGGUCGACCUGCCCAGCUUCUGGCGCCACUGUCCUUCCAGAACCCGGUCUACCAGAUGGCCACCUGCCUGCCCGUGUCCCCGCGGGGGAUGACCGACUCCGGCUCGGAGUGCCACAGCUCGGUCAGUUCCCAUAGCAACAACGAGGACGGGAAGCACUCCUUCUUGAACCACGGCGGCGGGAGUAGCAGCGACGAGUACACCCGGCGCUCGGGCGAGUUCACCCGCCGGCAGCUCUCCCUCACCGAGGCGCAGCACCAGCCCGCCGUGCCCCGGCAGAACAGCGCCGGCCCUCAGCGGAGGAUAGACCAGCCUCCCCCGCAGAGCGUCACCCGGGGUCGCACGCCUCCCAACCUGCUCGGCGGUGGCGGCGCCUACCCCAGGCCGGGCUCCGGCGGCAUGAUGACCUCGUCCCCGGACUGGCCCGUCGGCGGCGCUCGGUUACGGCAGCAGUCGUCGUCGUCCAAAGGCGACAGUCCCGAGACCAAGCAGAGGGCUCAGCACAAACAGGCCCCUCCCCCAGUGAACCCCAUUGCACUGGACCGCACAGCAGCCUGGCUGUUGAAUAUGAAUAUGCAGUAUUUAGACCAUCAUGAGGGGAUGGAGCAGCACUCACUGAGACUCAGAGGAGAUGUGACACAUGUGCAGAAGUACCAGCAGGAGAUCGCUGUGCUGCAGGAGAAGCUGCGGGCGUCGGUGCAGAAGCUGGAGGAGUACGAGGCCCGCCUCAAAGGUCAGGACGAGCAGGCCCAGAAGGUGCUGAUGGAGUACCAGGCCCGGCUGGAGGAGUCGGAGGAGCGGCUGCGCCGGCAGCAAGACGACAAGGACCUCCAGAUGAAGGGGAUCAUCAGCAGGUUGAUGUCGGUGGAGGAGGAGCUGAAGAAAGACCACUCGGACAUGCAGGCGGUGGUAGACUCCAAGCAGAACAUCAUCGACGCACAGGAGAAGCGCAUCGCCUCGCUGGACGCUGCCAACGCCCGCCUGAUGAGCGCCCUGACCCAGCUGAAAGAGCGCUACAGCACGCAGUCGCGCAACGGCAUCUCUCCCACCAACCCCAGCAAACUGCAGAUCACCGAGAACGGAGAGUUCCGGAACAGCAGCAACUGCUAGAAAAAACAAAAACUCACUUCUUACGGCGAGGACAGCGAGGAUGCGGGGCGGAGCUUGUACAUAGGAAAUAUCCAGUUUUCAUGGGACGUAUGCUGACGCUGUGACGGCGGCUGGAGCCGCCUGGGAUCGACCACUACAUACCCACACCCGGAGAACCAGUGCUCCUUCUUCAAGUUGAUGUUUAUAGACAACCAAAUAGGAACUACAAAUCCAGAGAUUUAUAGUUCCCCCUCCCCUCCCCCAUGUGGUGCACUUUGUGACAGCUGUUGGUACAUGAAAGGCCUUAAAGCUGGGACGUUCCUUGCAAAGAGUGGAGUGGGGGGGAAGGCACAAUUGUAUACACUGUGGAUGUGUAAAGAAUAGAGCUUGUACAAAGUUAUUAUGGAAGUACAUGAGAUCUAUGUGAUGAUGCUAUAUUGAAUAUAGAUGUAUGCAUUUCCUUUCUGCGUCUAGACUAUACACACACACACAUAUAUAUACUUAUAUUUGAUAUUUUCAAAUAUACGAGCAGACCUGUUUUUAGGAGUUUUUCUUCUUAAAGUGGAACUGCACUUUUUUGGGAAUUUUGCCUAUCCUUCACAAUCCUGAGAUACGUGACGAGCGAUUGAUUUAAAAAAAUAUAUAUUCUAUAUAUUAAAUACCAGAGACGUCCGAUAAUUUCAGCCGAUAAUUGCUUUAAAAUGUGAUAUCGGAAAUUAUCGGUACCGGUUUUAAUAGUUAAAAUGUAUGAAUUUUUAAAAACACCACCGUACGGAGUGGUACACGGACGUAGGGAGAAGUACAGAGCACCAAUAAACAUUAAAGGCAUAUGAUAAUCACACACACACAAGCGAAUGCAAUACAUACUUGGUCAACAGCUAUACAGGGUGGCUGUAUAAACAACUUUAACACUGAUACACAUAUGCGCCACACUGUGAACCCACACCAAACAAGAAUGACAAACACAUUUCGGGAGAACAUCCGCACCGUAACACAACCGAACAAAUAUCCAGAAACCCUUGCAGCACUAACUCUUCCAGGACGCUACAAUAUACCCACACCAAACAAGAAUAACAAACACAUUUCGGGAGAAAAUCCGCACCUUAACACAACAUAAACACAACCGAACAAAUAUCCAGAACCCCUUGCAACACUAAAUCUUCCGGGACGCUAAAAUAUACCCACACCAAACAAGAGUGACAAACACAUUUCGGGAGAACAUUCGCACCGUAAAACAACAUAAACACAACCGAACAAAUAUCCAGAAACCCUUGCAGCACUAACUCUUCCGGGACGUUACAAUAUACCCGCACCAAUCAAGAAUGACGAACACACUUCGGGAGAACAUCCUUACCAUAACACAACAUAAACACAACUCAACAAAUAUCCAGAACCCCUUGCAACACUAACUCUUCCGGGACGCUACAAUAUAUCCACACCAAACAAGAAUGACAAACACAUUUCGGGAGAACAUCCUUACCAUAACACAACAUAAACACAACUGAACAAAUAUCCAGAACCCCUUGCUACACUAACUCUUCCGGGAUACUACAAUAUACCCACACCAAACAAAAAUGACAAACAUAUUUCGGGAGAACAUUCACACCGUAAGACAACAUACACACAACCGAACAAAUAUCCAGAACCCCUUGCAACACUAACUCUUCCGGGACGCUACAAUAUACCCACACCAAACAAGAAUGACAAACACAUUUCGGGAGAACAUCCUUACCAUAACACAACAUAAACACAACCGAACAAAUAUCCAGAACCCCUUGCAGUACUAACUCUUCCGGGAUGCUACAAUAUACCCACACCAAACAAGAAUGACAUACACAUUUCGGGAGAACAUCCUUACCAUGACACAACAUAAACACAACUGAACAAAUAUCCAGAACCCCUUGCAACACUAACUCUUCCAGGACGCUACAAUAUAUCCACACCAAACAAGAAUGACAAACACAUUUCGGGAGAACAUUCGCACCGUAACACAACAUAAACCCAACCUAACAAAUAUCCAGAACCCCUUGCAACACUAACUCUUCCGGGACGCUACAAUAUACCCACACCAAACAAGAAUGACAAACACAUUUCGGGUGAACAACCGCACCGUAACACAACCAAACAAAUAUCCAGAAUCCCUUGCAGCACUAACUCUUCCGGGACGCUACAAUAUACCCACACCAAACAAGAAUGACAAACACAUUUCGGGAGAACAUUCGCACCGUAACACAACAUAAAUACAACCGAACAAAUAUCCAGAACCCCUUGCAACACUAACUCUUCCGGGACGCUACAAUAUACCCACACCAAACAAGAAUGACAAACACAUUUCGGGAGAACAUCCGCACCGUAACACAACCGAACAAAUAUCCAGAAACCCUUGCAGCAGUAUCUCUUCCGGGACGCUACAAUAUACCCACACCAAACAAGAAUGACGAACACAUUUCGGGAGAACACAACAUAAACACAACCGAACAGAUAUCCAGAACCCCUUGCAGCACUAACUCCUUAGGGACGCUACAAUAUACCCACACCAAAAAAAAAUUACAAACAUAUUUCGGGAGAAUAUUCGCACUGUAACACAACAAACACAACCGAACAAAUAUCCAGAAUCCUUGCAGCACUAACUCUUCCAGGAUGCUACAAUAUAACCACACCAAACAAGAAUGACAAACACAUUUCGGGAGAACAUUCGCACCGUAACACAACAUAAAUACAACCGAACAAAUAUCCAGAACCCCUUGCAACACUAACUCUUCCGGGACGCUACAAUAUACCCACACCAUACAAAAAUGACAAACAAAUUUCGGGAGAACAUCCUUACCAUGACACAACAUAAACACAACCGAACAAAUAUCCAGAACCCCUUGCAACACUAACUCCUUAGGGACACUACAAUAUACCCACACCAAAAAAGAAUGACAAACACAAUUCGGGAGAACAUUCGCAACAUAACACAACAUAAACACAACCGAACAAAUAUCCAGAACUCCUUGCAGCACUAACUCCCUAGGGACCCUACAAUAUACCCACACCAAAAAAGAAUGACAAACAUAUUUCGGGAGAAUAUUCGCACCGUAACACAACAAACACAACCGAACAAAUAUCCAGAAUCCUUGCAGCACUAACUCUUCCAGGAUGUUACAAUAUACCCACACCAAACAAGAAUGACAAACACAUUUCGGGAGAACAUUCGCACCGUAACACAACAUAAAUACAACCGAACAAAUAUCCAGAACCCCUUGCAACACUAACUCUUCCGUUUCGCUACAAUAUACCCACACCAAACAAGAAUGACAAACACAGUUCGAGAGAACAUCCUUACCAUAACACAACCGAAAAAAUAUCCAGAUCCCCUCGCAACACUAAUUCUUCCAGGACGCUACAAUAUACCCACAACAAACAAGAAUGACAAACACAUUUCGGGAGAACAUUCGCACCGUAACAUAACAUAAACACAACCAAACAAAUAUCCAGAACCCCUUGCAGCACUAACUCUUACAGGACGCUACAAUAUACCCACACCAAACAAGAAUGACAAACACAUUUCGGGAGAACAUUCGCACCGUAACACAACAUAAACACAACCGAACAAAUAUCCAGAACCCCUUGCAACACUAACUCUUUCGGGACACAACAAUAUACAAAACCCCACCGACCCCAACCUCCUCAUGCUCUCUUAGGGACAGCAUGAGCCGAACUCCGAGCUGCUGUUUUGAGGCAUGUAUGAAAAAAAUAAUGCACUUUGUGACUUCAAUAAAAAUUAUGGCAUUUUUUUUCCCCAAAA